CUCACAGGACUGCGAGUGGUUGGAACCUACCCUAUCCUUCCCCUUCCCCUCCCAGGAUAGGCUGGGACCCGGCACCGGAGCUAUCCUGUGGCCGCUGCGGCCUCAGCUCCAGUCGGGCCGGGGUGCGGAGAGUCCAGGCCGCUUCCAGGGCGAGUGCUCCUGAAUGUGACAUCACAUCCAUCCCCUUGGCGAUGGAGCUUGUUACUAGGAAGGAAGACUCAGUCGGACAAUAGCCAACAAGAUGGGUCACUGGGAGCGUCUCCUGAGUGGCACUGAGUGGAGGCCUCAGGGGGUUGGAGCCUUGUGAACAGGGAACCUACCCCCCAACACUUGGAAGGUCCUGGGUUUCAGUGAUGAGACAUGGGGUAUGAUGUAACCCGUUUCCAGGGGGAUGUUGACGAAGACCUUAUCUGUCCUAUUUGCAGUGGGGUCUUGGAGGAGCCAGUCCAGGCACCUCAUUGUGAGCAUGCCUUCUGCAAUGCCUGCAUCACCCAGUGGUUCUCUCAGCAGCAGACGUGUCCGGUGGACCGUAGCGUUGUGACGGUCGCCCACCUGCGCCCAGUACCUCGGAUCAUGCGGAACAUGUUGUCAAAGCUGCAGAUCGCCUGCGACAACGCUGUGUUUGGCUGUAGUGCUGUUGUCCGGCUUGACAACCUCAUGUCUCACCUCAGUGACUGUGAGCACAACCCCAAACGGCCUGUGACCUGUGAGCAGGGCUGCGGGCUGGAGAUGCCCAAAGAUGAGCUGCCAAAUCACAACUGCAUUAAGCACCUGCGCUCCGUGGUGCAGCAGCAGCAGACGCGCAUCGCAGAGCUGGAGAAGACCUCAGCCGAGCACAAACACCAGCUGGCCGAGCAGAAGCGAGAUAUCCAGCUGCUAAAGGCAUACAUGCGAGCUAUCCGCAGCGUCAACCCCAACCUGCAGAACUUGGAGGAGACAAUUGAAUACAAUGAGAUCCUAGAGUGGGUGAACUCCCUGCAGCCGGCAAGAGUGACCCGCUGGGGAGGGAUGAUCUCGACCCCAGAUGCUGUACUCCAGGCUGUAAUCAAGCGCUCCCUGGUGGAGAGUGGCUGUCCCGCCUCUAUCGUCAAUGAGCUGAUUGAAAAUGCCCACGAACGGAGCUGGCCGCAGGGUCUGGCCACCCUAGAGACAAGACAGAUGAACCGGCGCUACUAUGAGAACUAUGUGGCCAAGCGCAUCCCUGGCAAGCAGGCUGUCGUCGUGAUGGCCUGUGAGAACCAGCACAUGGGUGACGACAUGGUGCAGGAGCCGGGCCUUGUCAUGAUCUUUGCUCAUGGCGUGGAAGAGAUAUAGGAGAUCUCCACGGACUAGCAGGAAGAGAUGGAGACCAGAAGACCCAUCACUCCAGCAGCCGGCCCCUGAGUCCUCCCUCCUAUCCACAGUAUAGUGGCCUACGUGUGGGCCGCACCGUUUCCCUGUUCUUCUGGCACUGAAGGGCCCAGGGCAUUCUGCUCAGCCUUUCAGGUGGGAAACCUAGAUUCCUUCCUUUUGCUUAAUUUCUUCCCCUAAGAUGUCUGUAAAUUUUUAGUCAGUUUGGGAAAAGUCCCCACCUCUAUAUCUCUUUUCCUGCCCAGGGUCCCUGGUUCUAGAUAUUUUUAGAAAGCACAAAGAAUUCCUUUUCUCUAGAGGAUCAGGGCGGAAUGAGGACUACCUGAUCAUUCCCCCUCCUCCAAAACCAGGGAAUCGGAGCGGGCAGGCCUGUUGACACUAAACAGCAUGAGAGGGCAGCUCUGGGGAGCAGACAUCCCGAAGAAAUGGUAAGGGUGGAAUUGAAACCCUAGAAAUAUGCAGUAAGGCCAGUAACCGGCCCUGAGACCAGGAACUGAUGGCCCUUACGGGAAGACUGGACCUCUGUGCCAAGCAAUACCCUGUCCAGCCCACCUGCUGGGUGCAGGCUCCUGCUGGUUCUGCAGGUGUGCAGGCUGGGAUGCCGGAAUUUUCCAGAUGAGCUCUGCUUUCCUACAUUUUCUCAAUGUUAGGGAAUGACAGGGUUGGGGGUAGGGGAUUAGUCUGUUGGGGUGGAUGUGCCCAGCAAGCAGCAGCUCUCUGGCUUUUGCUGAAAUCAGGUAGGCACUGCCUACCUGAUAAUAGUUCCAUUGGACCCCUCUCUAGCCCUGUGAUUCUAACCAGUUAUUUUGAUAAUUCCUUAGUUCGUAUUUCCUUCCCUCCCUUUUAUUUUUUUUAAAGAAUGGCCUGGUUAUGGCUACCCCACUUUUCCAGCCCAGCCACAUUGUUGGCAAUCUAAUUUAUUUACUUUUUUUUUUUUUAAGAAAGGAAAAAGAAAAAAAAAUUAACAAAGCUUAAAACUUUCUUUUUGAUGUUCCUAUUUUGGGGAUUCUGGAUAGGGUGGGCCAGGGGUGGGGGAUCUGUUUUAUAUUUUUCCUUUUCAGCACAACCUUUGGCUUUAAUAUAGGAAGGGCCAAGGGAGUCCUCGGCUGAACCUGUCUGCCCCAACCCGCCAUAACCCCAUCUGAGACAAGGCGCUUCCUCUAUUCCAGUGAUGGGUACGACAGUCCAGCAUCGAUGCCUGUGCCCUCUGGAGAACUUUGCUCCCAGCCCUUCCACGGGUCUCCUUGCUAAACUCUGUAUUUAUAGAGUAUUAAUUUUGAAGACAUUUCUACCCCCCACCCCCGGUUUCCUUGGAGAUCCAGAACUGGGUUCUAAGCUGCGCCAGGCAAGAUGGGAAAGACGUGAUGUCUCUUUGCCGCUGAGUACAGGCUGUGCUCUGGCCUCACCCAUGCCCUCUAAGGACUUUAGCUCCAUCUUUGGCUACCUGGACAUUCCUUGAUCCCUAGGGUGGCUGGUAGAGGAAGAGAAAGGAAGGGAUAGAGGGUGUGAUUAUUUUAAUAAGCAGGUGGGAGCGGGGGUUGAAGAGAUAGGGCCAUAUAACAGCUUCUUCUUUCUCUGGAGUCUUAUUCCAGGCCAGCUUGCUAUGGGCCUGGGGAGUUGGGACAUGGCUUCACUGGGAAUGGGGUGGGGUGAGGGUUACAGCUUGAAGGGAGUAGGGAAGCUCCAGGACCUUGUGCUCAGGAAUUUGAAAUCGCUGCUAUACUUAUUCUGGUUACUACAUUUCUUCCGCUCCCCUCUGCCCUCACCUGCCUUACCAAGGCCCAUACCCUCCUGUUGUCACCCUCAGACGGAACCAGGAAGCUCAGUUAAGGCUUCCCUCCCCUUGCACUAGUGUCUCUGCGGGUUGCUGGUUGUGUUAUAUGUGCUGUUCCAUGAUGUUGACUGCACUAAUAAUAAACCUUUUACUCAACUCUCAA
Neogale vison (American mink) is the source of this 3287-nucleotide messenger RNA. It is a transcript of the gene RNF41, whose product is annotated as ring finger protein 41. The coding region runs from base 361 to 1314 and encodes 317 amino acids. Gene Ontology annotation, biological process: positive regulation of JNK cascade; tumor necrosis factor-mediated signaling pathway; protein K63-linked ubiquitination. Lineage: Eukaryota; Metazoa; Chordata; Mammalia; Carnivora; Mustelidae. The transcript has 7 exons. Gene Ontology annotation, cellular component: plasma membrane signaling receptor complex. The record is from RefSeq and is a predicted model, not a curated record. Gene Ontology annotation, molecular function: zinc ion binding; ubiquitin protein ligase activity.